This is a messenger RNA of Aricia agestis (brown argus), 1156 nucleotides long. Its product is annotated as hemicentin-1-like. The record is from RefSeq and is a predicted model, not a curated record. NCBI's taxonomy places the organism in Eukaryota, Metazoa, Arthropoda, Insecta, Lepidoptera, Lycaenidae. Gene Ontology annotation, biological process: synapse organization. Bases 166 to 1068 code for a protein of 300 amino acids. The transcript has 7 exons. Gene Ontology annotation, cellular component: neuron projection membrane.
GGACGGGAACAGCCCGUGUUCGCGACGCGUCAAUCUUCCGUACCCCAUGUCAGAAUAUCUAAAUCAUUCAACGUCCUCGGCUCUGGAUAUGGCAUGAACUCGGAACUUUAGAAGUUAGUGAUGUGUUUAGAAAACUGAUCGGUGGCUGUCGGCUGAAGGGUCGAAAUGGGUCAAGCGGCGAGUGGAGUGCGAUCCGCGUUGUGGCUGAGUUUUCUACACGGAUGCCUCUUCUUAAUCGCUGGACAUGGGACGGACGCACCAUUAGAUAAAACAACGAUGGAUAUAUCUUCGAGAAAAUUCCGUAGUGAAUACCUCCAGGAAUGGCAAGGAUCAGCCGACGCGCCCUUUUUUGACCCAACCACGCCGAGAAAUAUUACAGGAUUAGUCGGUCAUCCUGUCCGUUUAUUAUGCAGAGUUAAGAACCUUCAGAAUAGAACUGUAUCAUGGGUGCGUCACCGCGACAUACACUUGUUGACGGUGGGCCGCUACACCUACACCUCGGACCAGCGGUUCGAGGCGCAGCACAAGCCGCGCUCUGAGGAGUGGGCGCUUCGGAUACGGAGCCCGCAGCGCCGGGACUCCGGACAGUACGAGUGCCAGAUAUCCACUACACCGCCUGUGGGACACGCAGUUUUUCUGAGUAUUGUUGAACCAGAAACAUCAAUAUCGAGUGGAGCUGAAUUAUUCAUACAGGCGGGAUCCACGAUCAAUCUGACUUGCACGGUCCAGCACACGCCGGAGCCACCGUCAUCCAUCACGUGGUCUCACGGUGACCAGAUAAUAAACUUCGACUCAGCACGCGGUGGAAUCUCUCUAGUCACAGAGAAAGGUCUCAAAAGCACGAGUCGCCUUCUUGUUCAGCGUGCGAGAGGGUCCGACGCCGGAGUAUACACAUGUGGCCCAAACAACGCACCAGUUGCUGCUAUAAGAGUUCAUGUUUUAUCAGGUGAACAUCCCGCCGCCAUGCAACAAAGCUGCGCUACGUCGUAUUUGGACGUUUCGGUGUCGAUACUUUGUUUCCUAUCGCUCCUUACAACGAUUGUUAGUGAUGUGCAUUAUGGCACGUGAAUGAUGGAGGCUUUAUAUAGUCUAAGUUAGUGAUGUAAAGUUGUGGAUGAUAUCGAUAAUUUUGUAAAUAUUUUAUGUAAAAUACUUU